AUGGAGAAAAUGGGUUGCGAGGAGGAAAGGUUAGAUAUGAUUAUAAGAAGCUUACGUGAAAUGUCCGCAGAUCUGGACCAUCUCCUCCUUCUUGGAUCAGAUGUUAAGGACUUGAGCCGAAAUCUUGAUAAGUUUCUGUGA
Encephalitozoon intestinalis ATCC 50506 is the source of this 141-nucleotide messenger RNA. RefSeq lists its product as uncharacterized. The coding region runs from base 1 to 141 and encodes 46 amino acids. The transcript has a single exon. Lineage: Eukaryota; Fungi; Microsporidia; Unikaryonidae. The record is from RefSeq and is a predicted model, not a curated record.